Molecule: messenger RNA, 174 nt
Organism: Histoplasma mississippiense
Lineage: Eukaryota; Fungi; Ascomycota; Eurotiomycetes; Onygenales; Ajellomycetaceae
Exons: 4
Coding region: 1-174 (57 amino acids)
Source: RefSeq, a predicted model, not a curated record
AUGCAAAAGUGUAAAUUCCCCAAACUAUGUACUAGAUAUAAUUUCACUUCAAUAUAUCGUUAUUUGUAUACCAUCCAUCUCCCACCCCUUUGCCUCAAGAACUACUACUGGCCUGCACCCAACGCACAAUUCGGCAUCUGCAUUGCAUUGCAACAGAAAUAUGUAGAUAGAUAG